Messenger RNA from Lampris incognitus (smalleye Pacific opah), 1449 nucleotides. It is a transcript of the gene igsf11, whose product is annotated as immunoglobulin superfamily member 11. The coding region runs from base 1 to 1449 and encodes 482 amino acids. Gene Ontology annotation, biological process: homophilic cell-cell adhesion. Gene Ontology annotation, molecular function: ionotropic glutamate receptor binding. NCBI's taxonomy places the organism in Eukaryota, Metazoa, Chordata, Actinopteri, Lampriformes, Lampridae. Gene Ontology annotation, cellular component: cell-cell junction. The record is from RefSeq and is a predicted model, not a curated record. The transcript is spliced from 8 exons.
AUGGUGAAGUUUCACAACUCGGACCUAUGGAUAGCCUGGAUGGUGGUCUUCUUCAUGGAGGGUUCAAGAUUUGAUCGUCACACGGGAAAAGUGUGUGUGCGGGCGCUGGACGUGACCGUGUCACAGAGAAGCAUCCAAGUGGCCCGAGGCCAGGCGGCCAUCUUGCCCUGCUCCUUCACUACCAGCGCAGCCCUCACCAACCUCAACAUCAUCUGGAUGGUCAUACCACUGUCCAACGCCAACCAGCCAGAACAGGUGAUAAUUUACCAGGGAGGCCAGGUGAUCAGCCUAGCCAACCACCUAAAUGGACGUGUGGGCUUCGUGGCCACCAUGCCAAGCACAAGUGCCUCCAUCUUCAUCAACAACACCCAGCUGUCAGACACAGGGACCUACCAGUGCCUGGUCAACAACCUCCCGGACAGAGGGGGGCGCAACAUCGGCGUCAUCGGGCUCACUGUGCUGGUCCCCCCCUCUGUUCCCGCGUGUCGAAUCCAGGGCACACUGGACGUAGGCAGCGACAUCAUGCUGAUGUGCAACUCAGAGGAGGGCAUCCCCACGCCGUCGUACUCCUGGGAGAAGCUGGAUGCGCUGCCCAAGCUGCCACACACCGCCAUGCAAGACCAGAUGCAGGGCACUGUGACCCUGAGAAACAUCAGUACUAGCACCUCAGGUCUCUACCAGUGCACUUCCAGCAAUGUCAUAGGCAAGAGUACCUGUCUGCUCAACCUGCAGGUCGUAGCACCCCAGCCUCAGAGUGUGGGUCUGAUAGCGGGGACGGUGGCCACGGGGGUCCUGGCUGUCAUCAUAUGUUCCCUGCUCGUCGUGGUCACGCUCUUCUACUGGAGGAACAAGAACAAGUACGAAGAGGAGGAGAUCCCCAAUGAGAUCAGAGAGGAUGACCUUCCUCCUAAGAGGUCAUCAUCAGUGAAGGCCUUCCAUGCGGACGCCUCAUCUUCGGAGAAUGACACAUUGACGUCCACCAACACCUACAACAGCCGCUACUGGCACAACCCCAAGCCCAACUACGACACCAACUCCUACACGCGCUAUAACGGAGACACACGCCAGACCUUCUCUACUGCUGCCCACGGCACACAUGGACAUAGCCACAAUCAAAGCACAGGGCACGGCCACAACGCAGCCCCAACGGCACCCGGUUCGGCUCCAUUGUCCCGACACGCCCAGCCAACGGCAGCGACAACGUCAUCGGCCUUCGCCAAUGGCAGCCACACACUCCCGCCGCCCAAGACCCUGGUGGUCACCACAAACUCCGCCCCCUCCCCGCCCACUAUGGUGCGCAGCAACGGCACGGUGAGCCUCAAGCAGGUCGCGCCGCUGUCUCACGGCCAGCACACGCACUCGUACGCAGUGAGCCAGGCCACGCUGGAGCGGAUGGGAGCCGUGCCUGUCAUGGUGCCCGCUCAGAGCAGAGCAGGCUCGCUGGUCUGA